Molecule: messenger RNA, 2780 nt
Organism: Cryptomeria japonica (Japanese cedar)
Lineage: Eukaryota; Viridiplantae; Streptophyta; Pinopsida; Cupressales; Cupressaceae
Product: pyrophosphate-energized vacuolar membrane proton pump
Exons: 8
Coding region: 231-2513 (760 amino acids)
Biological process (GO): proton transmembrane transport
Cellular component (GO): membrane
Molecular function (GO): diphosphate hydrolysis-driven proton transmembrane transporter activity; inorganic diphosphate phosphatase activity
Source: RefSeq, a predicted model, not a curated record
UGGGCCGAUUUUGCAUUGAUUUAUUAGUUUUACCCAAAAUUUUAUUCGGAAUUUGGGCCCCACCUCAACCCAGGGAUCUGGGCUUCUGGAGUUUGGUGUUACUGAGAAGGCUAUAUUAAUAAUAAAUACUACGCAAAGGAGAUCAUAUUUGUAUAAGGUGUUUGGGGAUCUGAUUGACUUUGGUUGGAAGCGUAGGAGGAACUUUGAGAAGCUGUGGAGGGCUUUCAGCAAUGGAGGGUCCGCUGCUCAGUGAAACGCUUACGGAAAUACUGAUUCCAGUGGCGGCGGUCAUUGGAAUAGGGUUUGCAUUGCUGCAAUGGCUGCUGGUUUCUCAAGUCAAGGUGAAGCCCUCCACGGUGUCUAAUGGUUACAAUGACCGUUUGAUGGAGGAGGUCGACGAGGAGGGAAUUGACGGGCGCCAGGCUGUUGUGAAAUGUGCGGAGAUCCAGAACGCUAUCUCGGAAGGGGCCACAUCAUUCCUGUUUACAGAGUACAAGUAUCUGGGGGUAUUUACUGUGUGUUUUGGGGCUAUCAUAUUUUUGUUUCUCGGUUCUGUGGAGAAUUUUAGCACCAAAUCUCAACCCUGUACUUAUCAGAAGGAAAAAAUGUGCAAGCCUGCUCUUGCAAAUGCUAUGUUCAGUGCUAUAGCUUUUCUGCUUGGUGCUUUGACAUCAGUGUUAUCUGGCUUUUUCGGAAUGAAGAUUGCAACUUAUGCAAAUGCAAGAACUACAUUGGAGGCUAGGAAGGGUGUUGGAAAGGCUUUCAUUACUGCAUUUAGGUCUGGUGCUGUGAUGGGUUUUUUGCUUGCUGCAAAUGGACUUCUUGUGCUUUACAUUACCAUUAAUGUUUUCAAGAUAUAUUAUGGAGAUGAUUGGGAAGGUCUCUUUGAAGCCAUCACUGGCUAUGGUCUUGGUGGGUCCGCAAUGGCGCUUUUUGGAAGAGUUGGUGGUGGAAUUUACACCAAGGCUGCUGAUGUUGGUGCUGAUCUUGUUGGUAAAAUUGAGCAGAACAUUCCUGAAGAUGAUCCACGGAACCCAGCAGUUAUAGCUGACAAUGUUGGUGAUAAUGUUGGAGACAUUGCUGGUAUGGGCUCAGAUUUGUUUGGGUCCUAUGCUGAAUCCUCCUGUGCUGCUCUUGUUGUGGCAUCCAUCUCAUCAUUCGGCAACACUCAUGAUUUCACUUCAAUGUGCUAUCCCCUGCUUAUCAGCUCAAUGGGUAUUGUGAUUUGCUUAAUCACAACGUUGUUUGCAACUGAUUUCUUUGAGAUCAAGGCAGUAAAGGAAAUUGAACCUUCUCUGAAGAGGCAGCUUAUCAUCUCUACUGUACUAAUGACAAUUGGCAUAGCUGUUGUAAGCUUUGUUGCCUUGCCAUCAACCUUCACGAUCUUCAACUUUGGUGCUGCCAAAACAGUCAAAAACUGGCAUCUGUUCUUCUGUGUUUCAAUUGGAUUAUGGGCUGGACUUGUGAUUGGUUAUGUUACUGAGUACUAUACUAGUAAUGCUUACAGCCCUGUUCAAGAAGUGGCCCAGUCGUGUAGAACUGGAGCUGCAACAAAUGUCAUAUUCGGCCUUGCUCUGGGAUAUAAAUCGGUCAUUAUUCCCAUUUUUGCCAUUGCAGUUGCAAUAUAUGUGAGCUUCAGUUUGGCUGCCAUGUAUGGAAUUGCAGUAGCUGCUCUUGGGAUGCUAAGUACCAUUGCAACUGGACUAGCUAUAGAUGCUUAUGGUCCAAUUAGUGACAAUGCUGGUGGUAUUGCUGAGAUGGCUGGCAUGAAUCAUAAGAUUCGAGAGAGGACUGAUGCCCUUGAUGCAGCAGGAAACACUACAGCUGCAAUUGGAAAGGGGUUUGCCAUUGGUUCUGCUGCACUCGUGUCUCUUGCACUGUUUGGAGCAUUUGUAAGCCGAGCUGCAAUUACAUCAGUGGAUGUUCUUACUCCAAAAGUAUUUAUCGGUUUAAUUGUUGGGGCAAUGUUGCCAUACUGGUUUUCUGCAAUGACGAUGAAAAGUGUGGGUAGUGCUGCGUUGAAAAUGGUUGAAGAGGUUCGCAGACAGUUCAAAAACAUACCUGGUCUGAUGGAAGGAACAGCAAAACCAGACUAUGCUACUUGCGUUAAAAUAUCAACAGAUGCAUCCCUGAAAGAGAUGAUUCCUCCUGGGGCCCUUGUGAUACUCACACCUCUUGUUGUAGGUAUCUUAUUCGGAGUAGAGACCUUGUCUGGUGUACUUGCUGGUGCUCUUGUCUCAGGAGUUCAGGUUGCUAUAUCAGCAUCUAACACUGGUGGUGCUUGGGACAAUGCCAAAAAAUACAUAGAGGCUGGGGCAUCAGCAGCUGCAAGAGAAUUAGGCCCUAAGGGAUCUGAUUGCCACAAGGCUGCUGUAAUUGGUGAUACCAUAGGAGAUCCUCUGAAAGACACAUCUGGACCAUCACUUAACAUUCUGAUUAAACUUAUGGCUGUUGAAUCACUUGUAUUUGCACCUUUUUUUGCCGCCCAUGGAGGAAUCCUGUUUAAAAUCUGAAGCUAGUUCGCAAACCUAUAUUUUACGGCAGAUAAAUUUUCAGUGAGAAAAGGCUUGUCCAAUGUAUUAAUGUUUUUUCUGUAGGUUGUAGGUAUACCUGCCCUAGGCAGGCAGGUUUUUAUUUUCAAAUCGCAUGGAGCAUAGGUAUAUAUCCAGUCUGUUGUGGAACUGGCUAAUGGCUAAUGGUUAAAAGAUCCGAUUCAGUUUUGUAUUCCAAUUUUUCAAAAAGGUGGAAGAAUAACAUACAAGUAUAAUUCUUGGUGUCUA